Molecule: messenger RNA, 1123 nt
Organism: Rubroshorea leprosula
Lineage: Eukaryota; Viridiplantae; Streptophyta; Magnoliopsida; Malvales; Dipterocarpaceae
Source: the annotation of a GenBank genome assembly
UCCUAUUACCAGACUCUUAGUCUUUAAACUCUCCUUAUCUCUUCCCUUGAUUUCCAAAACCAAAACCCAAACCCAAAAAAAAAAAAAAAAAAUUCCUCAAACUCUCCGGUCAGAAUCCACCACUUUCUUUGACAUGCCUAGCCAUUGCACAGUUUUGAUCUUUAGAUCUUAUAUUAGUUUGUGUUGGUGUUGAACUCUUGUUGAUAAAAUCCAUCAGUUUCAAAUGUUGAAGCCUUUGAUCUGCGGUACCGGCGGUUUCCAGAAAGAAGAAGAUGAACUGUCCAGCUGUUCUCUUUCUCCAAAAUCGAGCCCUGUUUCUACGCCGAGGAAAUCCAAGAGAAGCAACUUGUGUAAGAGCCAUAACAGGGAUAGCAAGAACCCAUACUCCAGCCGUGGACUUGACAAGUUCUCUGCGCUUCUUGCUGAACUCGAAGAGAAGAAGCAGAAGAUCUAUUCCCAGGUUGGAUCGCAGGACAUUUCUUUCGUUCGCUUUGUUUACAAGAACACCGACGAUUGUGUUCCGAUUGUGGUGAGAUUGAAGGACAAAAACGAAGCCGAGAAAAAGCUCGGUGAAACCAAAGAAAAGUCGCCGCCUGUGGCAGCCACGCGGGAUUCCGAGAUUUUGGACAAGUCUUCAAUCGAAUCUACGGCGGCAGGGGACAACAGAGUCAAGCAAAUGAAAGAAGAGCUCAACAAAGUGAAAGAGAAGAAGAGCUUCUCGUGGAAUACAAAGUUGCAUAAAUUGAGGUGGCCUGCAUAUUAUUUGCCGGCGGUUAUAGUCUUGAUUCUUCUGUUGCUGGUGUUUUUCGGGAGAUCGGCGGCGACGCUAUAUAUAUGUCUUGCUUGGUACAUAGUUCCUACAUUCAAGAGAGAUGGCAGGGAGAUGAAGAAGAAAGAUCAUGUUAGAAAAUUGAAUGAAAACAAAUUGAUAAGUGACGGGUUAUCUUCUCUCGGAAACAACAAAAUUGGAACUGUCACCAACAAGUCGCCGGAGCGGCGAGGUCAUCGCAAAAGCUGGUGAAGAUUAAAGAGGUACGAAUAAGAAUACAAAAUUUUAUUAUUUUUUAUAUUUAAAGGAUGUGAGUUUUAUUAUUUUUUUAGUUAAUAAUAUUAAUUUUUUUUA